Messenger RNA from Aspergillus bombycis, 3747 nucleotides. RefSeq names its product GTPase-activating protein BUD2. The transcript has 3 exons. Lineage: Eukaryota; Fungi; Ascomycota; Eurotiomycetes; Eurotiales; Aspergillaceae. Bases 1 to 3747 code for a protein of 1248 amino acids. Gene Ontology annotation, biological process: regulation of GTPase activity. The record is from RefSeq and is a predicted model, not a curated record.
AUGGAGCCCGAAGGUUCAAAUGGGCCCAAACGAAACUCCAUACACCAGGGUUUCUACAGCCGCCCAGUGGAGCGGCGUCCAAGCAAAAAAUCGUCAUCGAGGGACCGUCACGGCAUGGUCUACCCCGAGAGCUUUAGGGAUACAGGCAUCCGCACAGUAACGCCGGACUCCACCACGGAGACCACGAAUCAUUCUCCUCUCUCGGACGCGGAGCAUCUUUCUUCAAGCGCAGCCCCUUCGCCUCGUGUGACCGCCAGAACGAGGCCUGCCAAUCUAGAUACUCGUCGCGAUUUUCAAUCUUACCACCCCGCGGGCGAUGAGGAAGAAUUUCAAGUGGAAUCGAAGAGCCAACGGGCGCGAUCGCGAACCACCACUUUGGAAGACCAGCGCAGCUCCGUCAAUGCCGCAACGCCCCAGUCAAGACACUCAGACGAACCGACUGGCUCAAUCGGGUAUCCAUCAAUACAAUCGCCCACCUAUCUCAGCCAAACCCUCGGACGUCAUCGGGUCAGCCGAGUCUCCGGGGGCUCCAACUUUCUGGCGAGUGUCGCUACCAACCCUCCUCCGUCGCCUUUGUCGAGUACCGAUUCUGCGAAAAUCCUCCAGCUGAUGAAGACCACAUGUGGAAGGAUGCAUGGCAUUCUUUCCUUUCGGACCGCCAACACCACGGCAUGGACGUCCGGUUACUGCGCGAUCAACGUUGCCACGGGAAGUCUGAUAUACCAGGCCAAGGGAGAGCCCGCAUUAGCUAAGACCUUAAUCCCAGACCUUCGCGGCUGCCAGGUCCGCUCCCUCGUCGACCCCGAGCUUCGGACGAAUUAUCUCAGCGUAUCUACAUUUACCUCUGGUCUUGGGGUGGAGUUGAGGCCUCAUGUGAGCGAGACAUUCGAUUCGUGGCUCGCUGCGUUGUUGUGCUGGCAGCCAAUCAGGCCAAAGGGUGUCCAGAAUAAAAUGACCAAGCCUCAAUCGGUUGCAAUAGGUGACCGUCGUCUUGCCGACCGUCGGAGAAACUCUGAAAGCACGGUUCAGAAAGAAGCGGCCAUUAUCAAAGUGGGCAAGAUGCUCCUAUGGGAUAGACCAAAUGCCUCGGGUGCUCGACCUUCGUCUGGUCGCCGGAUUUCAACGUACCGUCAGCAACGUGCGCUCUCGUCAUCCUGGCAAAGGGUCAGCUGCACGCUGCAGGAGAAUGGCGUUUUCAAACUCUUCACCGAAUCUGACAUCACAUUUGUGCACUGCAUCCAAUUGUCUCAGCUCUCCCGGUGUGCCGUCCAACGGUUGAACUCGUCGGUUUUGGAAGACGAAUUCUGUAUUGCCAUAUAUCCGCAGUAUGCGGCGCACUCCGUAUCGGGGCUGACACGUCCGGUGUACCUAGCCCUCGAAAGCCGGGUGCUGUUUGAGGUAUGGUUCGUUCUUUUGCGUGCCUUCACAAUUCCAGAACUAUACGGUCCUGAAACGUCAAUCGAAGACAAUCCGGCGAAGGCUCCAGGAUCCGAUGCUUCCGCUGCCUCUAUAGCGGACAUGUUCCGGAUUGAGAGGAUGCUCACUGUGAGAGUUACCGAGGCCAAAUUAUUCCGUGGCAAGUCGGAGGAGGCCCCUCGAAGUCGCAAGCAAUCCCGGUCUCAUAGCAGCUCGACGCCAACGGGCGCCGUGAACGAUUAUUAUACUGAGGUCUUGCUAGACGGAGAGAUCCGGGCCAAAACCGCUGUCAAGUACCGCACGGCAAAUCCUUUCUGGCGGGAAGAUUUCACUUUCAAUGACCUCCCGCCUGUCUUAUCCCAAGUUUCGAUCCUUGUAAAGAACCCCAAUCCGUCCCAAAAAGACUGGUCACUUAUCGCGCAUGGGUCGUAUGCCUUGAAUCAGGAUAGCUACCCUAUGCGUGUGUUGGAUGACGUUGAGCUGUCCUCUCACGACGCGACAUUUGGAAGGGUAGAACUUCGACUGGAUGACCUGGAGCCGGGCGUGGAGGUCGAGAAGUGGUGGCCGAUCCUUGAUGAUCGAGACCAACCCGUAGGUGAGAUGCUGAUGAGAGCUCGGAUGGAAGAAACGGUCGUUCUUAUGUCCCAUGAAUACACCCCAAUGUCGGAGCUUCUCCAUUCUUUCACCAAUGGACUUUCCAUCAACAUGGCCCAGAUUCUAUCUUCGGAACUUACAUUACUAUCAGAGGCGCUCUUGAACAUCUUUCAGGUGUCGGGGACCACCGUUGAGUGGAUAUCGGCCCUGGUCGAAGAUGAGAUUGAUGGGGUUCACAAGGAAUCGACCGCGAACAGGCUUAGAUAUACUACCAGGAUCCAUUCCAAUGACACAAGAGAGUCUGGCCAGGAUAGAGAAGUCCUCGUAAGGGAUUUGGGGCGAACGGCAACCGUGGAGGCCAAUCUUCUUUUCCGAGGCAACUCCCUUCUAACGAAGGCGCUGGACUACCAUAUGCGUAGACUAGGAAAGGAGUAUCUCGAAGAAACAAUCGGAGAGCGUCUACGUGAUAUAGACGAGAGCGAUCCGGAGUGUGAAGUAGACCCUUCUCGUGUGCAUCGUUCGGAUGAUCUGGAACGCAACUGGAGAAAUCUCAUCUCUCUCACCACCAGUGUUUGGAAAUCGAUUGCAAACUCCGCGUCUCGAUGCCCUUCCGAGCUGCGACUAAUAUUUCGUCAUGUCAGGGCAUGCGCAGAAGAUCGUUACGGCGAUUUUCUACGCACUGUCACCUAUAGUAGCGUCUCGGGCUUUUUGUUUCUGCGGUUCUUCUGUCCAGCAAUCCUCAACCCAAAGCUGUUUGGAUUGCUGAAAGAUCACCCUCGCCCUCGAGCCCAACGUACUUUGACCCUGAUUGCGAAAGCUUUGCAAGGAUUGGCCAACAUGACUACGUUCGGGAGCAAAGAGCCUUGGAUGGAGCCUAUGAACAAGUUCUUGGUAGGCAAUCGUGCCGAUUUCAAACAGUUCGUGGAUUCAAUCUGUGCAAUACCCGCCGACCGACCAACUCCAAUCGUCACACCGUCCUAUGCCACCCCAAUUCAAAUCCUUGGUCGCUUACCUCCCACGUCACGGGAAGGUUUCCCUAGUCUUCCUUUCUUGAUAGACCACCCUCGCAGCUUUGCGAUCUUGAUUCGGAUAUGGCUUGAAGGCGCACCCCAGAGGCUUAACGAGAUAGAGGAGCUGGACCCGGCACUCAAGAAAUUCCAUGACAUGGCGCUUCACCUCGACCGACGUACCAAGGAAUGUUUGAGUAAAGCCGAGCAAGCAGAGCGCCCAAGUGGAGAUCUCGAGGUCAAGUGGGAAGAACUCGUUGACUCUAUGGAACGGUCGGCCACUUUCUAUGAGGAGAGCUCCAAGCCCACCACGCCGGCCACGGAGACGGCAAUUGCGGGAUCUGCAUCUAUCACCGGAAGUCACCGAAACUCAAUCGGCUACUUUGCUUCGCGGCCUUCUCUCCCUCGCCGGUCAACCGAUUAUGCCGCUGACGGCGGUGAUGAUGAUACCCCUCCAAGCUCUUCGUCGGCUACAUGGGACCAGAGCCGUGUGCCUUUCUCGAUACCACGAUGGUCAGACACACGUGAUAGCACUGGUAGUUCCAAGAAUUCUUCGACUUAUUCUCUUGAAUAUCCAGACUCCUCUAAGCCUCGCAGGUCUAGUAUCACCAGGGAGACGACGAGCAAGUACCGAUUCUUUGAUUUUGUUCCGGCUACAUCUAGACGCCGCGCGAGGGACCGAGAGCAUGCUCAACAGCAAUCUCGAGAAGAACUCCGAAAUGAGUUUUGA